Drosophila willistoni is the source of this 694-nucleotide messenger RNA. RefSeq lists its product as uncharacterized. The record is from RefSeq and is a predicted model, not a curated record. NCBI's taxonomy places the organism in Eukaryota, Metazoa, Arthropoda, Insecta, Diptera, Drosophilidae.
UUCAUUCAACAUUUUGGGCGCUGCAUGCCAUUCAGGAUAGCCGUAGGAAUCACUUCGAUCGAAUCCCACCAGCCCAGAUAUGAUUAAAUACGUGUGGCAUGUGGCAGCCCUGAUGAUUGUCUUUUGAUGGCUGUGAAGUGCGCGUAGUGCCAGUUAUCAACAGCAGCAAUUGAAUAGCCUGGUCAUGGAUCAGAAGCCUCAACAGCAACAGAAUCGGAUACAGCAGGCAUCGAGUGGUACUAGUCCGGUUAGCUUUUUGAAGGACAUGUCGCUGAUUUAUCGCAUAUAUCAGCAAUGUACUGGUGAAAAUAUGUCCGUUUGUCUAAAGGUGAAACUACUAACUGGCCUGGAAGAGGCUUUCCGUUCGGUCCUCUUCGAGGGUGUUCAGUUUCUUAGCAACAGUCCGGACAAUAAGCAGCGAUCCAAGCUGACAUCGAUCAGUGAACAGGAUAUUGAGGCUGUACUGCCGCGUGGAGUACAUGCCAAGGAACAGGUCCUGAAUAGCAUGAUUGUGAAGCGUGUUGGCAAUUUUCUGCAAGAUCACACUCUACAGAUUAAAUUCCCUGAUCUACGCCACACGUAUAGCAACUCUGUAGAGGGCCGUAAGAAGACGGAUAAAAAGGGCAGUGGCACAUUUGAGCCUAAAACGACUGAGCACUACAAUGACAUUAAUACAACAGUUGACUUUAUUUAA